CUUUCAGUCCACAUUGCAGCAUAAGCAAUAUUUUCUCAAAGUGAAAAGUAGCACCAUUUAGCUUUUCACAAUUUCCAAGCUAUCACACCAUGGCCAAAUCACUUCUCUUUCUCUUUCUUUUUCAUCUGCUCCUUUCUUGCAAGUCAGGAGGGCAUUUAAAGUUUGCUAAGGGAUUGGAAAUCGUGAACACUACAUGGUGUAUCGCAAAUCCUUCAGCAAGUGAAGUUGCACUGCGUAAUAACAUUGAUUAUGCUUGUAAUAUGUUGGGUGAUUGCAAGAUGAUCCAACCAGGUGGAUCCUGCUACGACCCCAACAAUCUCUUCAACCAUGCCUCUGCUAUCAUGAAUCAGUACUAUGCAAUUAAUGGCAGAAACAACUGGAAUUGUGACUUCACAGGCUCUGGUAUCAUUGUUACAAGUGAACCAAGUUACGGUAGCUGCAAGUAUGCUUAGUUGGAAUAAACCGGAUGAAGAGAAAUAUACCUUAUUUAGUCAUAUAUUACUUGCAUUAUUGCUAUGUUUGAUUUCCCAUGUCUAUUAUAUAGGUGCUUUUAGGACUAGGAAAAAAUUUACAAAUUGUUAUUAUUAUCUUUCUAUUUUCUUAAGUCUAGGUUGUUUAUGUAUUUCACAAUAUGAUGGAAUAAAAUAUACAAACACAAUGUUUUAGUAAUUG
Messenger RNA from Cajanus cajan (pigeon pea), 672 nucleotides. RefSeq names its product major pollen allergen Ole e 10. The record is from RefSeq and is a predicted model, not a curated record. NCBI's taxonomy places the organism in Eukaryota, Viridiplantae, Streptophyta, Magnoliopsida, Fabales, Fabaceae.